Fomitopsis serialis is the source of this 372-nucleotide messenger RNA. RefSeq lists its product as uncharacterized. The transcript has 3 exons. The coding region runs from base 1 to 372 and encodes 123 amino acids. The record is from RefSeq and is a predicted model, not a curated record. Lineage: Eukaryota; Fungi; Basidiomycota; Agaricomycetes; Polyporales; Fomitopsidaceae.
AUGUCGUCUGGCGCAAUGCAAUCGAACGUCGGCAACCGCCAGCUCUAUGAGGACGGUGACCAACGACCGCACGGCCACGCAGGGGGACCCGCUCCCGGGGGCAAGCUUCGCGCCCAAGACCCCGAGGACGUGCGGAGCGAGCUGACGAUGCAGAACCGGCAAAAGCACGACGAGAAGAAGGCGCGCGAGGCUGAGCGCGCGGCCGCGUCGCAGACCGUCCGGGACCCGCUCGAGCCCGCGACGCGGCAGGGCCACGAGCCGAGCCGGGGCGCGCAGGUCGACGCGGAGCUUCAGGCGGAGGACGAGGCGCUGUUGCAGAAGAAGAGGACGGAGAAGGGGCAGUGGGGUCCGAAAGUGAACGACGUCGAGUGA